CGAGUUAUUUUAACAAGUUGUCAAAAUGAUAUACUCCUCUGCUUUAUGUAAAUGUCAGCUAAUAGUGUCAGUUAUCUGUGUAAGAGCUUCAGGGCAGGAUGACGGUGUUGCGUUAUGGUUCUGCUGGAUGGUGUGAUGUGAUGCGCUGCAGGUCCGCAGUGGUGCUGCUGAUGCUUGUUUAUCAAACACCUCCACUAUCACAUCCACCAGCAGCAUCAGCAUCACUGCAGCAUAAGCAGUGGCACAUGUAUCAUCUCUGACAGUGAUCUCCUUAAUCGUUCCGUUUGAAUGGCAAGUGUAUACCUCCCACCCCGCCCCACCACGGCCCUCACCUGUGUGUUGCGGUGCUUCCCAUGUGAGCCGACCUGGGCCGGCAGCCCCUUCUUGCACCGCCCACCGACCCGGCCCAUGGUCACCAUGACGCGCUCCAAAACCUUCCAGGCAUACCUGCCCAGCUGCCACCGCACCUACAGCUGCAUCCACUGCAGAGCACACCUCGCCAACCAUGACGAGCUCAUCUCCAAGUCCUUUCAAGGAAGUCAGGGCAGAGCUUAUCUGUUCAACUCUGUAGUGAACGUGGGAUGUGGCCCUGCAGAGGAGAGGGUUCUGCUCACGGGGCUUCAUGCAGUGGCAGACAUCUACUGCGAAAACUGCAAAACCACACUGGGGUGGAAAUAUUCCUCAGAUGACCUUCCGCUCUUGCAAAACGCCAUACAUCUUGUCUCGCCGUUCCCUCAGCACGAUGAUUCAACAAAGCAAGGAAGUUAUUACAUCGCAAAUAACGUCAGUGUUAGUCAGAGAGCUGGAUGCCAAGCCACAACAUUUCCAGUUAUUCGCCAUAUAUAGUACGGAAACUUUCUGUAAACCACAGGGAUGCAAACAGGUAAGGGGGGAAAAAGGUGAGAACACUGUGCGGGGCGUGAGUUCUCACUGAAAGGUGAGGAGUUUGUGUCUAUGGAACUAAUUAACUCACUUUUCACCUGUCUUUUACCAUUAAAAUAACAAUCAUUCUUUACAGUGUGAACACACCUUUUUUACUUCCAUUUGUGUUAAAAAGAACAAUUCAAGACAUUCUGUUAAAUAUCCUUUGUGUUCCACAGAAGAAAGAAUGUCAUGAUCCAGCUAUGGAACAACAUGAGAUGAGUAAAUGAUGACAGAUAUUCAUUUUUAAGUGAACUAUCCCUUAGAAUAAAUGCAGGAGUAUGAGCAGCACACAGAAGCAGAGGUGCUCUAUCCAGCCAUAGGAUGAAGUGUCUAGGGAUGUAAUGACUCAGCAGAAAAUCAAACAAAGAACACCAAGUGCUCAUGUUCCAGAAACACCAGACUGCAGUAAGGAAUGAUGGUGCUCCGAACGGAUCGGGUUCCGUUUAUUGGCUGGUGAAAGUGUAGUCCACAGGGAGAACCUUCUUUUUUUGGCCAAUGACCUCACAUCUGCAUCUUUUUAGUGUUUACAAGAUCAAACUCUUAAAGGGAUAGUUCACCCAAAAAUAUGAAUAUGUUUUUUCAGUGGAACACAAAAGGAGUAGUUCCAAGCUUUUCCAAACAGAAAGUGAAUGGUGACCAGUUGCUGUCAAACAAGAUUUUCAGUGAAUAACAACUUAAAUUUUAGUGCAUUUCUCAAAUAAAGCUAUUAUAUGGCUAAAAAAAAAAAAACACACACUUGAAAUAGCAUAAGACCACUUUUAUUAUGCCUUAUGGUGUACUCUUGUCCGUUUUGGAGUUUGACAGCCACAAUCCCUAUCCACUUUCAUUAUAUGGAACUGAGCAGCAUGAACAUUCUUCACAACUUCUUGUUUUGUCUUUUUUGUGUAUGUGUUCAUGUUUGGAGCAUCAUGACAGGAAAUGGUGUUUUGGGUGAACUAUUCCUUUAAAAAGACAGAGCUUGGUGCUUGACUCUGGUAUUUUUAUGGUAGGUUGACUGUUUUGAAGUGACCACCCAUCCCCACCCUUCCUAUUUAACAGAGCCGGCAUUCACAAGCAUCUUUCCAUAAGCAAUCCUUUAUUCUCGGUUUGGUGUUCAGCCCUCGUGGUGAAGGCAAGGCUCGCUGUAACCUGAUGGAGUGUUAGCUGCAGAGGCUAAAAAUAGCAGAGCUGUUCAGUGAGUCAAAACUCUGCAGCACAGACUGACUCAGACAGACUCACACAGACUGGUGCAUUGACACACUGAACAGAAUAAACACAUGAGGUUCAAAGAGUGAUAUGAGACGAGCAUGUGGCAUAUUGCAGUUAAAUACUAAUGCACUGAGAUCUGAUUGCAUUCAACAGGAUUUUAUCUUGACCCUAAGAGAUACGAUUGUAUUAUGUUUCAUUUCAAUAACAUACACCAGUGAAUUUGUGGUCAAUUUUGGGGCCCUGAAGACAAAGCAUUGCUGUUCAUACACCAUAUACUUCAGUGAAGUCUGUUGUAAACAAGCUCAAUGGGAGGCGUAGAAUUAAACAGGGACAAACUAUAUUUUCCCUGUGGAUUAGGGAUUGUGAUAAUCUCUGCAUUUGUUUAAGAUUAUACAGAUUGAUUUAUUCCUGUGGUCUACACUGAGGUCCAGACCAUGGAGGGUAUGUGUUGUGCUCUGUGAUAUUAUGAAGGCUUAUAUCUCUUUAUAUCUUAAAAUGUUAUGUGUAUAUUAUUGAACUGUAGAGUUCAGCUUGAAGUUUGUUGCACAAACUGAGGAUGUAAUACAAUAUACAUUGUCAGAUAGAUAGCCAGUCUCAUCCCAAUGUUGUUUGAUGGGGUUGAUGUCAGGGCUCUGUGCGGGUCAGUCAAGUUCUUCCACACCAAACUCAUCCAACCAUGUCUUUAUGGACCUUGCUUUGUGCACUGGAGCACAGUCAUGCUGGAAUGGAAAAGGGUCUUCCCCAAACUAUUCACACAAAGUUGGAAGUAUAGCAUUGUGCAAAAUGUCUUGUUAUGCUGAAGCAUUAAGAUUUCUCUUCAACUGGAGGUAAGGGGUCUAAGCCCAAUCUCUGAAAAUCAGCCUCACACCAUUAUCCAUCCUCCUCCAAACUUUACAGUUGGCACAAUGCAGUGAGGCAGAUAAGGUUCUCCUGGCAUCUGCCAAACCCAGACUUGCCCAUCAGACUACCAAACAGAGAAGUGUGAUUUGUCACUCCACAACAUAAGGCCAGUGGAGGCAUGCUUUACACAACUCCAUCCGACGCUUGGCACUGUAUUGAUGUUGUGAGACUUGCAUGCAGCUGCUCGGCCAUGGAAACCCAUUCCAUGAAGUUCUCGCCACACAGUUUUUGAGCUGAUACUGAUGCCAGUGGAAGUUUGGAACUCUUCAGCUGUGGAAUCAUCAGAGAAUUGGUGACUUUUAUGCACCAUGAGCCUCAUGACCAGUUCGCUCUGUGACUUUACAUGGACUUCUGCUUCAUGGCUGAGUUGUUGCGGUUCCUAAAGACUUCCACUUUCCAAUAAUACCUCUUACAGUUGAUUGUGGAAUAUCUAGCAGAAAUGAAAUUUCUUUAACUUUCCUAUUGCAAAGGUGGCAUCCUAUCACAUUACGACUCUUGAAUUCAAUGAGCUCUUCAGAACAACAAUUUUUUUCUCUCAAAUGUUUCUAAAUACAGACUACAUGACUAAGUGCUUGAUUAGCCACACUUGCUUAAAAACUUAACACUCUUUCUUAACCAGCACAGCAUCACCCCUAAUCCACCUCUGGUUAAUUUUAACAAUGAUGGUAUUAAACACUUGGAAACAAGAAAGAUGUUGAACAAUUCCCAGUUAAGAAAUAUUAAUGUCAAGAAUUUUUCACAACAUAUAAAUAAUACCAACAAUGUCCAAUAGAUGGCAUAAGAAGCACAGACAUGGGCCUAGAAGCAUUACUCCCUCACUCACUUACACAUUCUCUUUUUGGUAGAAAGAGUUUGCAUAAUGGCUUUUUGGCAGACUCUGAAUCAGAAUAGCCGUCAUUUCACCGUCUCGGUUAACUAGACCCGAUAUAGUUCGGCGAGUAACCCAUUUUAGCCAAAAUAAUCAUUAAUUUGGUUGCAUGUCGUUUUUGCCAAAAUAACUUGCGAGCAAAGUCAACAGUGAUUACAAGGUGUUUGGUUUCAUAUCUUUGACGUUCUAUAUGCGUAGGCUGUGCGUAGGCAAGAUUUAGCUCAUAGUCAGACAGGCUUUUUGUAGCCCACCUAUGGUUAAUCUUGAUUUUGAUUUAUUGCAUUUUUUGGACAGGAAGUGCACGAGAUGGUUGAUGUCCCAUAAUGUUUGCAAUAUAUAUAUAUAUAUAUAUAUAUAUACAACGCGAGACUUAAAAGUUAGUAGAGAUCACUGUUGCCAGAUCUCAGAUAAAUAUUUCUCGCGAUAAAUAUUUCCGCUAUUUUACAACUGUCGGAAAGCAAGCAACAGCAAAUGUUAAAGCAAUUUCUUUCCUGCUUUUGGUCUUGUAAGUAGGCUAUCUGUGUUUUUCAUUAAAAAAAAAUCUUAUUAUCUUUGGUUCUUUUUCUAAAUAAAACCUCUAUAGGCUAUUUAAUUUGUUUGGAUGGAUUGUCAUUUAUGAGAACCUGUUAUAUCUAUGUGAAAAUAAUCCUUUAUCCAUUAUUUGUUGUCUAAAUGAAGUAAUUCAUUAGCUGUAUAUUUGAUGACUAGUCUACUCUUGGGUUAUGGUUAGACGUCUAUUAGAUUUUCACUGACAGCCCAAAUUCAGCCUUAUUUUAGCCUAGACAUUAGGGAUGUGUUUUGAUGGCUAUUAGACAUCUUUUAGACAUAAAAUUGCUUGCUGGGUAGAGUUGCUACAGUUGCUAAACAGCUACUAGUGAGGCUCAGCAAGUUCUUGCCAUGAUCAGCCCUCUCCAGGUAGGCAGUAGCGUGUUUACCCACUACGCAAAGCACGCAAUUGCGUGGGCCCCCCACAAUUUCUCCCUAGGGUGAUCCCCCCCCAGUGGUGUAAUGUAGGUAUAUGCAUUAUACCCACUAGAAAAGGUCAAGGAUUUCUGUAUAGCUACUUUAAAAAGCACAAGGAAACAGGUCUGGAGCUCUUUAAUGU
Molecule: messenger RNA, 4985 nt
Organism: Megalobrama amblycephala (Wuchang bream)
Lineage: Eukaryota; Metazoa; Chordata; Actinopteri; Cypriniformes; Xenocyprididae
Gene: ypel2b
Product: yippee-like 2b
Exons: 6
Coding region: 289-846 (185 amino acids)
Source: RefSeq, a predicted model, not a curated record